AUGAAUAGUUCAAGCAAAGUUCACCAAGCCAAUCAACAGGGUGAGAACAUUAAAAUUGAGAAGCUCUCAAAGGCACCUUCCGUCUCAAGAUCAUGGUCAGCAUUCAGAAAUCCAAGAAUUGUUCGAGUCUCGCGGUCUUUGGGAGGAAAAGAUAGGCACAGCAAGGUUUGCACUAUUAGGGGACUGAGGGACAGAAGAAUUAGACUGUCUGUACCUACAGCAGUUCAGUUAUAUGAUCUUCAAGACAAGCUAGGACUCAACCAACCUAGCAAGGUGGUAGAUUGGUUGCUUGAAGUCACCAAAUCUGAUAUUGAUAAGCUUCCACCACUUCAAUUUCCUUACUGUUUUGCUCAGUUUCACCAACAAACUCCACUGUUAGGUACCUCUCAGUUUUCUCUUGGAAGCUUGUACGAUGGUGCUAGUUCCGCCUAUGUAAAGGAUGGGGGAAAUCAAAAUAUCAUGGCCAAGUCGACAAAGUAUUGGGAUAUAGAUUCACAAAACAGUAAGGAGUUAGCUGAAAGUGUGUCAUCCUCCCAAAAGGGCAAGUGCUGGAUCAAAACAAAUGAAGAAGCUGGUGGUAGUACUCAAAGUAGAGAAGAUCCUUCAGCUCAUCAUAAGCUCUUCCCCCUUGGGAUUAAUAACUCUUAUUUACCUGAUUUGCUAAACAAUGCCAUGACACAUAACUCCUAUCACCAUUCUGAGCCUUCAAGUCUAUCUUUAUCCCAUCUUGGAAGCCAUGGACUAUUUCCUUCCCAUCCAAGCAGUGGCAGCGGUAUGCAAUUCUCAUCUUCUAAUUUCUCUGGAGCAUCUGGUCCCCAAUUACUUUUUUGUCCACCUUCUGCUACAUCAUCUGCUUUUUACUCAGUGGAAAGUGAUCCAAGACAAUCCAACAAUGUUCAGAUCUUUAGCUCAAGUUCCCAAGUCAUGAUGCCUCAUCCUCUUAUCCAAUCUCUUCAUUCUACCAGUUCACCUCUUAGACGCCUCCCAACAUCACUAAGUUCCAAGCUUCUUGACUCAGAUAAUGAUGAUCGCAGCCAACAAGAUAAGGGUAGUAUUCGUUCUUAA
Messenger RNA from Sphenostylis stenocarpa, 1065 nucleotides. NCBI's taxonomy places the organism in Eukaryota, Viridiplantae, Streptophyta, Magnoliopsida, Fabales, Fabaceae. The record is from the annotation of a GenBank genome assembly.